CUAAAGCCAAGCUAAGCGCCGUUAAAACCCAAAAGAAGAAGAAAAAAGGUCCCGCCCAUCAAGACGCAAGAAAACGACGUCACGAAAGUAAACAACAGCAUGUCGCACAGACAGACUCAAUCAAGAGAAAUGAACGGUCGAGCGGACGUCGAAGUUGACUACAAGCGGAAAUACAAAAAUCUCAAACGAAAAUUAAAAUUUCUUGUUUAUGAACAGGAAUGCUUUCAGGAGGAGCUGAGGAGAGCACAGAGAAAACUUCUCAAAGUUUCCAGGGACAAAAGCUUCCUUCUGGACAGACUGCUGCAGUAUGAGAGGGUAGAUGAAGACUCCUCAGAUUCAGAUGCAACAGUUUCUUCAGAAAAUAGUGAAGGAGAAGGCCCCAGGGAGAGGGAAAGAGAACGAGAUGGAGCAAAGAAGCGAAGAAGUAGUCCUGGGGCGUGUCUUCCUUCAUCAUCCUCCCCUCAUCUCUCCCUGCUGUCCCGUCCUGGUGUAAAUGCCCUACAGCCAUCAGGCUCUGGACCCUACCUGAACACCGUUGUUGCCCCAAUGGCAGCUAAUUACCCAUCAGCCCCUGCGGCCCCUCCAGCAGCCAGUGGCCCCUUCAGCUGGGUUCCCAGACAGAUGCUUAGCGGAGAUGCAGCUGAGGAGGAGGGAGAGAGCGAUGGUGACAGCGACAGAGGAGAUGAAGACAGAGGGGAGGGAGAUGAGGCUGAACUGGUCAUUGACAUACCUAAUGAGUGAGCCGGAAUGUGUGUUUUAGAUGUAUUUAUAAGCAAGGGAUUGUGUGUGUGUGUGUGUGUGUGUGUGUGUGUGUGUGUGUGUGUGUGUGUGUGUGUGUGUGUGUGUGUGUGUGUGUGUGUGUGUGUGUGUGUGUGUGUGUGUGUGUGUGUGUGUGUGUGUGUGUGUGUGUGUGUGUGUGUGUGUGUGUGUGUGUGUGUGUGUGUGUGUGUGUGUGUGUGUGUGUGUGUGAACUGUGCGUUCCUUAUCUGUAGCCCAUUACACAGUGUCAAUUAAUUGGAGUGCCAAGCUCCCCCCUGUGGACUUUUGCUUAAUUGCAGUAUCACUGUCAAAACUAUCUCUCAGAUAAAUGUGGUUUUCCAAUAUUAUGCUAAAAAUAAAUCUGUUAUAAAAUUACAGUUUGUAAACCUGUUUUGACCUGCCUGCUAAUUAUUUUUAGUCUUACAGUCUAGCAAUCGACAAACUGUGACUACAACUCGGUAUGUCCUGCACAAAGAGAGCUUUUGUCUGUUAUUUGUUUACUGCAGUCCAUUAAAGCUGUUUAAGUACGAUAUAGAUGUUUCAAAUGUCAUGUCUUUAUUGCUUUUUACAGGAAGUUUUUUAAUUUGUACUUCUAUGUUAAUGUUUUUUCAAACAAAUUGUCAAAAAUCAAAGCUACUUCAUGUUAAAUGAGAUUUAUUAUUACUGCACCUAUCAAAUUGUGUGUCAGAGAAUAAAAUAUAAAAUGUUAUCAUUUCAGAUGACUUUAGAGAAUAAAAGUUUGUGUUUGACGUUAAA
Molecule: messenger RNA, 1515 nt
Organism: Perca fluviatilis (European perch)
Lineage: Eukaryota; Metazoa; Chordata; Actinopteri; Perciformes; Percidae
Gene: ino80e
Product: INO80 complex subunit E
Exons: 7
Coding region: 100-741 (213 amino acids)
Biological process (GO): chromatin remodeling
Cellular component (GO): Ino80 complex; nucleus
Source: RefSeq, a predicted model, not a curated record